This is a messenger RNA of Ceratosolen solmsi marchali, 398 nucleotides long. RefSeq names its product diuretic hormone class 2 (gene Dh31). Gene Ontology annotation, molecular function: G protein-coupled receptor binding; diuretic hormone activity. The transcript is spliced from 3 exons. The coding region runs from base 50 to 376 and encodes 108 amino acids. NCBI's taxonomy places the organism in Eukaryota, Metazoa, Arthropoda, Insecta, Hymenoptera, Agaonidae. The record is from RefSeq and is a predicted model, not a curated record. Gene Ontology annotation, biological process: body fluid secretion.
AUUGCAGAUUGCAGAUUGCAGAUUGCAGUUAAGCGAAGCCUCGUUAGAGAUGCAGAAGAAAAUCGCGCUUUCCUGGCUACUGUUGGCCACUCUCGCUGCUUUAACUAUUCCCAAUCGUGUCGAGGCUUUACCUUACACUAGAUCGCGUACUCUUUGGAAUCAAUUUCAAGAAGAUUAUCCGGAAGCCGCGCAGGAACUACUGGAUAGAAUUGAAAAUUUGGCCAUCUUUGUCCAGCCAGACAAUGCAAAGCGCGGCCUUGACCUUGGGCUGAGCCGCGGCUUCAGCGGGAGCCAGGCGGCAAAGCACCUGAUGGGCCUUGCGGCCGCCAAUUACGCCGGCGGGCCAGGACGGAGGCGUCGCUCCGAGCAGGCGUAGAUCACCAUCGAGAGUGCCACCG